AUGUCAACCCCAGCCCGUAAACCCAGAAAGGAAACCGAAAACUGUAAGUUGUGAAAUCCCCGGAUUUAGCUACAAUAGUUUAUUUUUCAGACAAUUCCUCCAGAGCUCCUUCACACCUUCAGUGUCAGCUUGAAGUCUUUGAAUGCUGAUUUUGGAGACGUUUUCUCCCGACAGGUGGAUCAAAAAUUUUUGAACGCAAAAAUAUGAGCAAGGAAAAGGAAACUUCAUCACACUGAUCACUGGGACGAAAACAACUGGCUAAUAGACUUAAAUUUUUUCAACCUUUUUUUGUUGUUAUUUUUGAGAUUUUCGUUGUUAGAAUUUUGUACUUAUUUUUCGAUUUUUUUUCUGUUAGAUUUUGUUAGGAAUUUCAUCACAAUUAGUCAGAUGUUCUGUAAAUUUCGUGACUUUUUUGGUAAUUUUUGUUUUUUUAGUUUAUUUAUAAACAAAUUUUUGAGAAACAAUCGUAAUUUGCGUUUUAUAUGGUUAAACGGUAGGAAGGGGAAGGAGCGGGCUGCGAACUGCCAUUGCUGCAAGACCACGCAGGCGUCGCCUCCAAACCACGCAGGCAACGCGUUGAAACCACGCAGGGACUGGCAUUCUUGA
Molecule: messenger RNA, 606 nt
Organism: Caenorhabditis elegans
Lineage: Eukaryota; Metazoa; Nematoda; Chromadorea; Rhabditida; Rhabditidae
Source: the annotation of a RefSeq genome assembly